This is a messenger RNA of Penicillium oxalicum, 420 nucleotides long. RefSeq lists its product as uncharacterized. The coding region runs from base 1 to 420 and encodes 139 amino acids. Lineage: Eukaryota; Fungi; Ascomycota; Eurotiomycetes; Eurotiales; Aspergillaceae. The transcript has a single exon. The record is from RefSeq and is a predicted model, not a curated record.
AUGGGAAAGUCUCCCUCGCCGCCCCAGAAGACCAUUCUCUACGCCAGCAAGACCAAGCACGAGAGCGACUUUGUCAAGGCGGCCCAGGACAAAAUGGCUGACGAAGCCAGGACGCUUCGCCACUAUUCGCCUGAAAAUGCUGUGGCGAACUCUUCCGGGUUUGAGCUCCUGCAGUCAUUGCGCGAGCUUCGAGAGCGGCAGGAAGCCCUCGAAGUAAGCCACAAGAAGAUCCGGGCAGAGCUUGAUGAAAUCCGCGAAAUCCACAAGGGGCUGCGGGACAACAUCGGCGAGCUGGAGAGACGGCAGCACAAUGCUCAACAAUGGAUCAUCUCGACAUUUGUGCGGGAGACCAGGCUCCCACCGAGAGGUCUAGCACGACGAGCGGUCCUUCGGUCCAUGCAGGACAGGGACUUGGCUUAG